Drepanopeziza brunnea f. sp. 'multigermtubi' MB_m1 is the source of this 1332-nucleotide messenger RNA. RefSeq lists its product as uncharacterized. NCBI's taxonomy places the organism in Eukaryota, Fungi, Ascomycota, Leotiomycetes, Helotiales, Drepanopezizaceae. The record is from RefSeq and is a predicted model, not a curated record.
AUGUCGCUCGAUGUCGCAAUCCAAUCCGUCGCAUUCUACAUUCUCUCCUGCGGUACCUGUGCUAAGAUUAGCCAUCGACGGAAAGCGAAACAACAAGCAAGGCGCGAGCGGGCAGAGAAACAUCAACUGGAGAUGGAGCAGCCCGGGCUAUACCGGCACCCGUCGCCGUUCUCUACGAAUCCCUACUGGACCGAGGAGAUUAUGAUGGGGCCUGGUCCGCCUCGGAAAAAAGGGGGAAGCAAGAACGGAAGUCAACGAGCUCUAAACACCGCGGGAGCUGGAAGCAGUUAUGCUGGAAGUACUGCGAUGUGCUCCGAGACACCGAGUAGUCCUACGGCAUUUACAGAGGGCUCACGAAUAUCAGGGGAUGGCUGGAACCGGACACGAUAUCAGAGAGAGGAUGAGGCGCUAUGGGGCCAUGACAUACCGGGGCCGGGGCAGAGGAUAAUGGAUGCAAUCGCGAAAGCAGGUUCGUCAGCCGGCCGUUUAUUAGAGGGGCGUUUAAGUAAAAGUGGUCUUUCGAGGGAAGAAGAGAGCCCGAAUCCAUAUACAAUGGCUAGGAACCCACCGGUCAACGAGCUACACCCGCCUGUAGUCAGUACGGCGCCCGCCAGCAAGGACGAAACGAGAUGGAUGUUACAACCACCGCCCGCGGCGAAGGUUAUGGAAGGCAAAGAGAGGGUUAUAAACCGAGCUGGAAGUAACGGCAGUAGUAGAAGAGGUAAUGAUGACCAGCCUUUGAGCCGUCGGGUCACAGAACGACUAGUUGAUGCAAAGUUAAAACGAGGCGAGCUACCGUACGCGGAAGCUCGUUCGAGAGCCGAGUCGAGAUCCAAACCACAGAACCCUAGGCAGGUCAGGGCAUCACCGCCCGGAAGGAGUAGGAGUAUCUCUCUAGAAUCUUCAGAAUCGUCUGACGCUGUCACGAAGAAGAGGAGAGCAAAACCAGCACCCAUCUCGGUUUCGUCUCCCAAGCAGAGCUCUCGAGACGUAAUCGAGCAUGUCCCUGUGCCCUCGGCACCUCCCCAGGUGUCGAUGCCGGAAAUGAGAGAAACAUCAGCGAGACCAGCACUCACAACCAUCAUGAGCUCUUUGACCAUGGCUCAGGGUCCUAGGCAACAAGACGACGUGCUACCGCUCCGGGAGCUGUCCCCCCCCGCCAUUAACUCCAGAGCGCCAUCAUCAUCACAACUGCUUUCGAUUUCGGCCAGUGCAAACGCCAUGCCCGUAUCGAUUCCAAAAGCAGGAGUCAAAAUCGCCGAUGCCCUGCCACUUAGGCGUGCAACUUUCGAGGACACGGAGCCUGAAAACUUGAUCCCCAAUCAGGCAUGA